Chanos chanos (milkfish) is the source of this 1797-nucleotide messenger RNA. It is a transcript of the gene kcnc2, whose product is annotated as potassium voltage-gated channel, Shaw-related subfamily, member 2. Lineage: Eukaryota; Metazoa; Chordata; Actinopteri; Gonorynchiformes; Chanidae. The transcript is spliced from 4 exons. Gene Ontology annotation, molecular function: protein binding; delayed rectifier potassium channel activity. Gene Ontology annotation, cellular component: voltage-gated potassium channel complex; dendrite membrane; postsynaptic membrane. Gene Ontology annotation, biological process: protein homooligomerization; action potential; potassium ion transmembrane transport. The coding region runs from base 1 to 1797 and encodes 598 amino acids. The record is from RefSeq and is a predicted model, not a curated record.
AUGGGCAAGUUUGAUGACAACGAGAGGAUAAUCCUCAACGUUGGGGGAACCAGGCACGAAACCUAUCGGACCACUCUGAAGACUUUGCCGGGAACGCGACUUGCCCUCCUUGCCUCGGAAUCUGAUAUCGAGUCGGUUUUGGAUCAGCUGCAACAAGUUCCUGGCUUCAUCGAAUACAACGCACGAAACAACGAAUACUUUUUCGACCGCCAUCCAGGCGUCUUUGCCUAUGUGCUCAACUACUACAGGACCGGGAAACUUCACUGCCCGGCAGAUGUCUGUGGUCCGCUUUUCGAGGAAGAACUGUCCUUCUGGGGUAUCGAUGAGACGGACGUGGAGCCCUGCUGUUGGAUGACCUACAGGCAGCACAGAGACGCAGAGGAAGCGCUUGACGUGUUUGAGAUGAAUGUGGACAAUGACGAGGACGACGAGAUAGGCAAAAGAUUGGGCAUAGAAGACGUAGUCUCAGCCGACGGCAGUUUAAGCCGUUGGAAAAAGUGGCAACCAGUGAUAUGGAAUCUAUUCGAGGAUCCCUACUCCUCCAGAGCUGCGAGGUUUGUGGCUUUCGCUUCUUUGUUCUUCAUCCUUGUGUCUAUCACCACCUUCUGCCUGGAAACCCAUGAGGCAUUUAAUACCAUUAUAAACAAAACGGACAUUGUGAGGAAUGACAGCAUGCUGGAUCUAGGCCCGCAGUAUGAGAUCGAGACCGACCCAGCUCUCACUUAUGUGGAGGGUGUCUGUGUGUUCUGGUUCACCAUUGAGUUCCUGGUGCGUGUCAUUUUCAGCCCUGACAAACUGGAGUUUGUCAAGAGUGUUCUCAACAUCAUUGACUUUGUGGCCAUCCUGCCCUUCUACCUGGAGGUGGGCUUGAGCGGCAUGUCCUCUAAGGCAGCCAAGGAUGUGCUGGGUUUCCUGCGUGUGGUGCGUUUUGUGCGGAUCCUACGAAUCUUCAAACUGACACGGCACUUCAUCGGACUACGGGUUCUGGGCCACACUCUGCGUGCCAGCACCAAUGAGUUCCUGCUGCUCAUCAUCUUUCUUGCUCUGGGUGUACUGAUCUUUGCCACUAUGAUCUACUACGCUGAGCGCAUUGGCGCCAACCCCAAUGAUCCAACAGCCAGUGACCACACCAUGUUCAAGAACAUCCCCAUUGGCUUCUGGUGGGCGGUGGUAACCAUGACCACACUUGGUUAUGGUGACAUGUACCCGCAGACGUGGUCAGGCAUGCUGGUGGGAGCGCUCUGUGCCCUGGCUGGGGUGCUGACAAUAGCCAUGCCUGUGCCUGUCAUUGUCAACAACUUCGGGAUGUACUACUCUCUGGCCAUGGCCAAACAAAAGCUGCCUAAGAGGAGGAAGAAGCACAUUCCCCAGGCAGUGCAGACUGGCUCACCAACCUACUGCAAGACUGAUCUCGGCCCCACCUGCAACAGCACCCAGGCAGAUCUGUGUCUGCCAAAGGGGAACAGAGUUCUGGAACGUCACCGAUCUGUGUUGUCUGCAGACUGCAGUGGUAGCAGUGACAUCACCAUGUCUCCAGAAGAGAGGAUUCCCAUGCGUCGGUCCAGCACACGAGAACAGGAUCGCAGGAGUGGAGGCACAUGCUUCCUCUUGACUGCCAGUGAGUACACCUGCUCGGCUGACGGAGGCAUUCGGAAAACAGGCUAUGAGAAAUCUCGGAGCUUAAACAACAUAGCAGGCUUGACCGGUAAUGCCUUGCGGCUGUCUCCAGUGACGUCACCGUACAGUUCGCCCUGUCCACUGCGACGCUCGCGGUCACCCAUCCCAUCCAUCCUGUGA